AUGGAGUUUGAAGAAGAAGUGUUAGAGCCUGUGAGUCCUAGUGCACAAUACCUAAAGAGCUCGGCGCUUUUGCUCACUAUCCUCGCUGUUCUCGAGUUUGAAGUUCCAGUUGAUGACUUUCAAACCAUGUCACUACUCAAGGAUGUAUUCUUGCCCAUCAAUCCCCGAUUUUCCUCGGUCAUGGUUACAGAUAAAAAAGGAGUAAAAAAAUGGAAGCAGGUUGAAGUAAAGCUCCAAGACCACGUACAAGUCUCCGUUUUCCCCAAUGGAACGACUCUAGAUAUAUACGAUGACUACUUCAAUGAGUAUCUAUCAAUGAUAGCCAUGGAUCAACUUCCACAAGAUCAACCAUUGUGGGAAGUUCAUAUAAUCAAGUAUCCAACAAGCAAUGCAGCUGGGAGUGUAGUAUUGAAGCUGCACCACGCCCUCGGCAAUGGUUAUUCUCUAACGGGAGCUCUUCUUUCUUCUCUACAAAGGGCUGACGAUCCCUCUCUUCUUCCAACAUUCCUUCACGUCAACUAAACUUGAAAUUAAAGGGUGAUCAUGAUUGCAGCUUUCUCGAGUUUCUGCCUCGAAUUUUCUCCGGGGCGAUCAACACUGUAUUAGAUUUUGGAUCGAGCCUUCUA
This is a messenger RNA of Ilex paraguariensis (yerba mate), 626 nucleotides long. NCBI's taxonomy places the organism in Eukaryota, Viridiplantae, Streptophyta, Magnoliopsida, Aquifoliales, Aquifoliaceae. The record is from the annotation of a GenBank genome assembly.